Striga asiatica is the source of this 549-nucleotide messenger RNA. NCBI's taxonomy places the organism in Eukaryota, Viridiplantae, Streptophyta, Magnoliopsida, Lamiales, Orobanchaceae. The record is from the annotation of a GenBank genome assembly.
AUGUUGGGCCCGAGAAUGACGGCCGGCGGCGAGGUUCACUACCGUGGCGUCCGGCGGAGGCCGUGGGGGAGGUACGCCGCCGAGAUCCGCGAUCCGAACCGGAAGGCCCGCGUCUGGCUCGGGACCUUCGAGACGGCGGAGGCGGCCGCCAUGGCCUACGACGACGCCGCCCGUCGCUUCCGCGGGCCCCGGGCCAAGACAAAUUUCCCCUCCCCGCCGGAGCCCGCCGCCGAGCUCCACCGCCCGGCCGCGCGCAACCCGCUGCUGCCGCUACCCCUGACGCAGACGGUGUUCCUGUCGCCGGAUCCGGCGUGUAUGGUGUUUCCGGCGUUCCACGGCGCGUAUUUGGCCAGCCCGCCGGCGAUGCUCACCCUGGGGCCAGAUUCGAGGCGGGAGAUCAUGGACCUGAUGAGCAGGGCCCGGUCUCAGGGAAAUGGGCCGGCCCAGAGCGAGUCGGGCUCGUCAUUGGCGACCGAGGACCUGCCGCACGUCGGCAGAGGGAUGAGGCUGGAUCUUGAUCUCAACCUGCCGCCGCCGGAAAAUGCUUGA